UUCUCACCUUUCAUAUGCAUGAGCUGACACUCCUCUUCCCCACUGCUCCUCGCACCACUAAUCGUUAGCCAGAAGCGUAAAGGCUAAGUCUCUCUCUCUCUCUCUCUUCCCCAACAACCAGUUCAAUCUUGCACAGAAGAAGAGAGGAAUGCAUCAUCAUCUUCCUCUAAAUUCUCCUUGUGGUUCCUUCGCACUGCUGCUUUCUUCUUUCUGCACACCCUCGUGGAUGUGAUCCACCACCAUCCAUCUCUUAGCCCCAUCAACCUUUCGCCAAAAGAGAAGCAGACUCUAAAAGGAGCACCACCCACCCGGCCAUGGUUUUCCCAUCUCUUCCGGUCUAUGUAGAUCCACCAAACUGGAACCAGCAACAGCCUCAUCAGCGGGGCAGCAGUAGCCAUGGCGGCGGAGAUGAGGAUCCCCACCUCCCAGCACCACCACCUGGCUUGGUGGGUGUGCCACCAGCUGAGGCGGGGAUGGUCUGCUCGAUCAAGCCAGAGUUGACGGCCGAACGAGCUCGUCUGGCGAAGGUGGCGCAGCCGGAACAGGCGCUCAAGUGCCCCCGGUGCGACUCCACCAACACCAAGUUCUGCUACUUCAACAACUACUCCUUGUCGCAGCCCCGCCACUUCUGCAAGGCAUGCCGGCGUUACUGGACACGCGGCGGCGCGCUCCGCAACGUCCCUGUGGGCGGCGGCUGCCGCAGGAACCGGCGGAUCAAGUCCACCGGCAGUGCCUCUUCAAAACCCUCGGUUGCUUCGGCCACUCGCCAGGGCGGUGGUGCAACGAUGACCAGCCUCGCCCUGCAGCCGCCGCCGCCCCUAGUGACGUCGUUGCACCCAGUUCCGGACUUCAGGACUCCUAACCUAGCGUUGAGUUACCAGGCGAGUGGAACCAGCAUCGAUGCAGUAGAGGACCUCAGACUCUCUUGGCAAAUCCAGCAGCUUCCUUUAAUCCUAGGCGGGUUAGAUCCCCCCCCACCACCACCACCACCACAGAUGCCGCCAUUGGCACCACUUCCAAACUUAUACCCGUCGUUCUUCGGAGAAGGUAGUCAGUUUGACGGGCAAUCGUUUGCAGAGCAAGCUCAACCCAGCUCCGGGCUCCUGAUGCAACUGGCUUCAGUGAAGAUGGACGCCAACUCACAAGAGCUUAAUCUUCCAAGACAGUCUCUUGAUGACCCCAGAACUGAUCUCGUCUGGGGUGGCAGAGAUGGUGGUGGAUGGGCAGCAGGCUUCCCAAGUUUCAUUAACCCUUCAUCAACUGACAAUUUCCUGUAAUUCUACAGCUUCUGUUGAUCUGAUACAACUAGAAAUGACUCCAAAAAACUGAUCUACUCGAUUGGAGGAGGAAACAUGAAUUCUCAUGUUAAUCUUAUGUACCAGAAUCCUACUCCUAUGUCCAACCUGAUCGAAGCAUGAAAGAUCAAUGGAGGAUUCAGUGACACAAACUCCUUUCCUAGUAUAUGGUGGACAUCUGUAGAUGCAGUGCUCAGGAUCAGUAAGUAGGAUUGUAGUUUUCGUUGUA
Molecule: messenger RNA, 1524 nt
Organism: Musa acuminata AAA Group (dessert banana)
Lineage: Eukaryota; Viridiplantae; Streptophyta; Magnoliopsida; Zingiberales; Musaceae
Product: dof zinc finger protein DOF5.1-like
Exons: 2
Coding region: 315-1277 (320 amino acids)
Biological process (GO): regulation of DNA-templated transcription
Molecular function (GO): DNA-binding transcription factor activity; DNA binding
Source: RefSeq, a predicted model, not a curated record